AUGUCUCCGAGCACCGUCCACAGCGUUAAGCCCUUCUACCGCAUUGCUUCAAUCCCCGGUGACGGCAUAGGUACCGAGAUCACGCAAGCCGCCGUCCAGGUGCUGCAGAAGCUGGCCGACGCUCACGGCACGUUCCAAUUCGACUUCACACACUUCGACUGGAGCAGCAAGAACUAUCUGGAGAGGGGCUGGUACAUGCCCGAGGAUGGGCUGGAGCAAUUGAAGAAGCAUGAUGCUAUCUACUUCGGCGCCGUUGGCUGGCCCAAUGUCCCCGACCACAUUUCCCUCUGGGGUCUCAUCUUACCGAUCCGCAAAGCCCUCAACCAAUAUGUCAACGUGCGUCCAACCCGCAUCCUGGCCGGCACGUCUUCUCCUCUUGCCAACUGCAGCCGCGACGAUCUCGACUGGGUCAUUGUGCGCGAGAAUAGUGAAGGAGAGUACAGCGGUCAGGGCGGAACGUCACAUGAGCAUUCUCCGCACGCUGUAGCUACCGAGGUCUCCAUCUUUACCCAAGUUGGCAUCGAGCGCAUCACGCGCUUCGCCUUUGAGACGGCGCGUUCCCGCCCUCGCAAGAAGUUGACCAUGGUCACCAAGAGCAACGCCCAGCGCCACGGAAUGGUGCUUUGGGACAGGGUCUUCUACGAGGUGGCCAAGGAAUAUCCCGACGUCGAGCAUGACAAGAUGCUCGUUGACGCCAUGACCGUGCGCAUGGUGCUUCAUCCCGAGACGCUGGACACCAUCGUUGCCACGAACUUGCAUGCGGACAUCCUGUCCGAUCUUGCAGCGGCACUUUCUGGUAGCAUUGGCAUCGCGCCGUCGAGCAACCUUGACCCCACAAGGAAGAACCCUAGCAUGUUCGAGCCAAUCCACGGCAGCGCCCCGGAUAUUGCUGGAAAGGGCAUUGCGAACCCGGUCGGCGCAUUCUGGAGCGCCGCAGAAAUGGUCAGAUGGUUGGGCGCAGAGGAGGCUGCUGACGUCUUGAUGAAGGCCAUAGAGAACGUGACGGGUGCUGGUGUCCGGACCAAAGACCUCAGUGGCUCGAGCAACACACAGGAGGUAACGGACGCCGUGUGCGCGGAGGUGGAAAAAAUCCUGAAGAAGUAA
Molecule: messenger RNA, 1104 nt
Organism: Aplosporella prunicola CBS 121167
Lineage: Eukaryota; Fungi; Ascomycota; Dothideomycetes; Botryosphaeriales; Aplosporellaceae
Exons: 2
Coding region: 1-1104 (367 amino acids)
Molecular function (GO): magnesium ion binding; oxidoreductase activity, acting on the CH-OH group of donors, NAD or NADP as acceptor; NAD binding
Source: RefSeq, a predicted model, not a curated record